Molecule: messenger RNA, 1747 nt
Organism: Neltuma alba
Lineage: Eukaryota; Viridiplantae; Streptophyta; Magnoliopsida; Fabales; Fabaceae
Product: glyceraldehyde-3-phosphate dehydrogenase GAPCP1, chloroplastic-like
Exons: 14
Coding region: 121-1377 (418 amino acids)
Biological process (GO): glucose metabolic process; glycolytic process
Cellular component (GO): cytosol
Molecular function (GO): glyceraldehyde-3-phosphate dehydrogenase (NAD+) (phosphorylating) activity; NADP binding; NAD binding
Source: RefSeq, a predicted model, not a curated record
UAUUCGCAUUUUUCCUGGGUUGGUGCAAAAACCAAGGGAGCUACUCCUGCAUAAGCCUUCGCUCGCCUACCUCCUCUCUUCCUUUCUCCGAAGGCUAGGGUUCCUGCUUCAGCUUCUACAAUGGCCGCCUCUUCUAUGCUGAGAUCUGCGCUCCUCUCUUCCUCGCCCUCUGAUGGUUUUAAGGUGUCGAUCAAUAUCUCCAGUAGCAAUAUAAAGUCUUUGAAGUUACAGUCUAACAUUUUUGGAACUUCUCUCCCAAGUGAAUCAUUAGUCAUGCAAAACUGCAAUGCCCGGAGUAUCCAACCUAUCAAAGCCACGGUUACUGAAAUUCCCCUGCCCGUACAGAAAUCAAAGAGCGAUGGGAAGACCAGGAUUGGAAUUAAUGGUUUUGGUAGAAUUGGAAGGCUGGUGUUGCGUGUAGCUACUUCCAGGGAUGAUAUUGAUGUUGUAGCAAUUAAUGAUCCUUUCAUUAACACUAAAUAUAUGGCGUACAUGUUUAAAUACGAUUCUACGCAUGGACCAUUCAAGGGAUCCAUUAAGGUUUUGGAUGAUUCCACUUUGGAGAUCAAUGGAAAGAAGAUAAAAGUUGUGACCGAAAGAGACCCUGCAGAGAUUCCAUGGGGCGAAUAUGGGACUGAUUUUGUUGUUGAGUCUUCUGGAGUUUUUACAACUAUGGAGAAAGCCUCAGCACAUUUGAAGGGUGGUGCCAAGAAAGUUGUAGUCUCAGCUCCAUCAGCUGAUGCCCCAAUGUUUGUGGUUGGAGUGAAUGAGAAGGCGUACAAGCCAAACAUGGAUAUUGUUUCCAAUGCUAGCUGUACUACAAAUUGUCUCGCCCCCCUUGCCAAGGUGGUUCAUCAGGAGUUUGGUAUAGUUGAAGGUUUGAUGACAACUGUACAUGCAACAACAGCGACACAGAAGACUGUAGAUGGCCCUUCAAUGAAGGAUUGGAGAGGAGGACGAGGAGCUGGUCAAAACAUAAUUCCUAGUUCAACUGGCGCUGCGAAGGCUGUUGGGAAAGUUCUUCCAGAGCUUAAUGGAAAGCUCACUGGGAUGGCAUUCCGUGUUCCUACACCCAAUGUUUCUGUUGUGGACCUAACCUGUCGACUUCAAAAGAGUGCUUCCUAUGAAGAUGUCAAAGCAGCAAUAAAGUAUGCCUCAGAGGGACCACUUAAAGGCAUUCUUGGAUACACAGAUGAGGACGUUGUCUCUAAUGACUUUGUUGGUGAUUCCAGGUCAAGUAUUUUUGAUGCUAAGGCUGGGAUCGGUCUCAGUGCAUCUUUCAUGAAGCUAGUUUCUUGGUAUGACAACGAGUGGGGAUACAGCAACCGAGUGUUGGACCUUGUAGCGCACAUGGCACUUGUAGGGGCUCUCAAAUGAGCCCAUGAUAGUUGUCUCUUGUCAUUGAUGCUCCAUUUUUUUUUUUUUUGUAAACUUGUAUGCUAGGCUAAUAGGGUUAAGAGGUUUUGGCUCUGAUUGGGUUUGGAUAAAGCUGUGAAGUGAAAAUCAUCACAUCAUGGGCGCUUGGGGAAUAAUUAAAGAUACGAGUUCAUCACUACACAGGUGCUUGGAAUUUGUUUUUGUACCCAACGAUUUGCAGUACCGGCAUCCUUGAUUCGAAAUCCUUGACAUUGAUCCGUGUUGUCUGGUCGGAUAGGAGUCAAACAUUUAAUACUCUUUCCAGACAUUUCAGACCCAUUCUUAAUUAUUGAUACAUGGUAAUAAUUUAGUUAUUCUAUUUCUCUUGCUA